This is a messenger RNA of Toxotes jaculatrix (banded archerfish), 2910 nucleotides long. RefSeq names its product glutamyl-tRNA synthetase 2, mitochondrial (gene ears2). Lineage: Eukaryota; Metazoa; Chordata; Actinopteri; Toxotidae. The record is from RefSeq and is a predicted model, not a curated record. Gene Ontology annotation, biological process: glutamyl-tRNA aminoacylation. Gene Ontology annotation, molecular function: ATP binding; zinc ion binding; tRNA binding. The coding region runs from base 232 to 1851 and encodes 539 amino acids. The transcript has 10 exons.
CAAUGGGCUGAAAUCAUGUUUGACCCAAACAUUCCCACACGUGAGGGAAUAACUUUUGUAAUCAUAACGAUUCUUUUUAGUGUUUUGCCCUCGUCUGUUGAAAUGCAGUCUCGGUAACGUUCGUGCACAUUUAACCGGGUCGGACUUCGGCUGGUGUCGUUCGCCGGUCUCCGGUGUGGACGUUAAGACGCGUAUCUUGUCGGUAAAACGCCGUCAAGACGUUUUAUCGUCAUGUGGCUGUGGCUGAGAUCCUGUCAGCGGUGUAACCUGGGCGGUGUGGUGACACGGAGAGUUUCACAGUGUCCCAGAAGUACGCGGGAUAAACUCCAGGUGAGCGCCGCCAUUAGAAGUUGUUGCUCCGCGGUUCAGGGGGAAGUGAGGGUCAGGUUUGCGCCCAGUCCGACAGGCUUCUUACACCUCGGAGGCCUCCGAACUGCUCUCUACAAUUACAUCUUUGCAAAGAAGUUUGGAGGCGCGUUCAUCCUGCGACUGGAGGACACUGAUCAGAGCAGAUUGGUACCAGGAGCAGCAGAGUCCAUAGAAGACAUGUUAGAGUGGGCCGGUAUACCUCCAGAUGAGAGUCCUCGCCAAGGUGGGCCGGUGGGUCCAUAUCUGCAGUCUCAGAGAUUAGACCUGUAUAGCCAGACAGCCCAGCAGCUUGUCAAGAAUGGUCAUGCCUACUACUGUUUCUGCAGCCCGCAGAGACUGGAACUACUCAAAAAAGAGGCUUUGAGGGCCGGACAGACUCCUAGAUAUGACAACAGGUGUCGCCACCUUCGGGCUGACCAGGUCAAAGAGAAGCUGGCUCAGGGAGCGCCACAUGUGAUCAGAUUUCGUCUGGAAGAGGGCGUCGAGCCUUUUCAGGAUCUGAUCUUUGGAUGGAAUCGUCAUGAGGUGGCCCAGGUGGAGGGGGAUCCUGUGGUGAUCAAAGCAGAUGGUUUUCCCACCUACCACCUCGCUAACAUAGUAGAUGAUCAUUACAUGAAGAUCACCCAUGUUCUGCGGGGGUCUGAGUGGCUCAUCUCCACCUCCAAACAUCUCCUCAUGUACCGAGCUCUUGGAUGGAAGCCACCCACCUUUGGACAUCUGCCACUUCUGGUGAACAAAGAUGGUAGUAAACUGUCCAAGAGGCAGGGGGACAUAUUCAUCCAGAGCUACCAGAGAGAAGGGAUCCUGCCUGAGGCCCUUCUGGAUAUCACUACCAACUGUGGAUCUGGAUUCAGCACCAAUCGAACGGGGAGGAGGAUAGAUGAGCUGAUUUCUGAGUUUAAUGCUUCAAAGAUCACAACUCAUUCUGCUUUGUUAGACCUGGAAAAACUACCAGAAUUCAACAGAAUCCACCUGGAGCAGCGUAUUGAAAACGAGGAGCAGUGUCUUUUACUGAUUAAAGAUCUUCAGAUACAAAUCCAGCAGGCGUACGCAGCAGAGAUCCAGGAUGAGGAAGUCCUGCGUGAGGAUUACAUCAGGCGGGUGCUGCAUCUUCGUAAGGGUCACAUAUCCUCCCUAAAGGAGCUCGUAGGUCCUGGUUAUUCUUACCUUUGGGUGCGUCCUUCCUUCUCCAGCCAGCAAGUGGCAGCACUCACCUCAGAAGCCCGGCACAUUGCCUCACUAGUGCUGAAACUGAUAGAAGAGCGAGGCGAGGAGCUGGCAGUGGAUCAGCUCAGUAAAGAUCUGAAGACUUUGGCUAAACAGACUAAAGCCACCAAGUACCGAGAAGUGAUGAAGCUGUUACGUCUGGCACUCAGCGGUCUGCAGCAAGGUCCCAGUGUAGCUGAGAUGAUGGUGUCUUUGGGGCCUGCAGAGAUCAGCCAUCGGUUCGAGAAACUCCUGCUGCUCUCAGAGACCAGUUAAAGACGGGACAGCCUGUCACCUCAUGGACUGGUGUGAACCUGAAGACAAGAACUGCUGUUAAGGACGUGGCCUGUAUGUUGAGAGUUAAACGUCUGACCUCGCACCGAUUCUGUCAAAGCUAACUGGGACACAUUUAAAAUGAACUGCACCCCACUGGUGCAAGUUAAAUAGUACUUGAAUCACUGCAGAUAUUUUAUAAAACAGCUGAAAACUUAUUUUACACACUGUUUUAUUCAUUGGUGUGAGGCUUUACAGGAUCAGGUGACACCAUGGGCUUAAAGAUGGGAAGUACCUGGGUAUUCUGUAUGCAAAUUAUCUUGUGCUUUACUUCACAAGAACUGUUUUAACGAACUCCAGUGUACAGAUGCAUUGUAUAGCCACGAGGGAAAACACUUCCAAUUCAAACAUGAAAAAGUCAUAAAAUACCAGUCAUGCAAAAAACAGGGGACACAACCCCCCACCCCCCCCCACCCCCCCUCCCUCCCCCCUCCCUCCCCCCUCCCUCCCCACACACAGAAAAUAGCAGUGGAUGCUUUUGGGAAAAAAAUCACGUCAUAAAUUAUUUGAAUUACUGCUGACUCUUUCUCAUGAAACAUAUAUAUUUAAUGUUACAUUACUGCUCACCUGUUUCACUUUAAUCUCAUAGGAUAUUGUAUUAAAGAUUGAAAGCUUUGCCAAAUAAUAUCAAAUAAUUAUCAUAUCUUGUUAAAAUAUCAGCUAUAGCCAAAUUUUUAAGUAUUUAAAUAAUAUAUUUGUGUUGUGAUUCAAGACUCAGUACUCAGAGAGUCCUGCCUUCAAAAUUUUACUUAAAGCAUUAUCACCUAAAUAUAAUUAAAGCAUCAAAAGUGGAAGGACCCAUACAGCAGAAUAUGGCCUCUGUCAAAGAAAUGAAGUGAAAAGAAGUAACUGUAACCCCUGCAACAAACAGACAUUCAAACGUGAGCCUUCCUCUUUAAAUGUCACUUCAUUAACCCGUUAGAACAGGUCAAGACUUUUCAUAUUGAGCUGUCAGCUGAAGACAUUUCCUGAGCUGAUAAAUUCUCAGACUCUUCAAACCAU